Molecule: messenger RNA, 1324 nt
Organism: Sorghum bicolor (sorghum)
Lineage: Eukaryota; Viridiplantae; Streptophyta; Magnoliopsida; Poales; Poaceae
Exons: 12
Coding region: 172-1053 (293 amino acids)
Source: RefSeq, a predicted model, not a curated record
CGUUGACCGCUCGCCUAAGCCUGGGUGCAGGGUUUAUUGUUCGCUCCUUCCCCUCCACGCCGCCUGAGCUCCUGUCCGCCGCCGCCGCCGCCGCGGUGGGCGCACGCAGCCAAAGAUACCACACGCCGCCUCGCUUCCGUCCACCGCCGCUUCGGCGGGGCACGCAACACCAUGGCUGUGGUACAAGCCGGCAUGGGCCUCACCCGCUUCGUCCUCCUCGUCGGCAUCGGUGCUGUCGGCGGUCCCAUCGCCGCCCGCAACGGCAAACUCGGCGAGCUCCUCCGCGAUCUUCAGAAGUCUCUUACAGAGAAGGGGGCAGGAGUGGAAUCGCCCGCCAUCAACGACGACACUAACAACAUAGUGGCUAAAGCACUUGCUCUAUUGGAAAAGGAGAUUCAUCACAUUGGGACAAGACCUAUUAUUCAGGUGGAUACAGGAAACGGAGCUGGAUCAGCUUUGAUAGUACCUGCUGCUGCUGUAGGAACAGUCGGCUACUGUUACAUGUGGUGGAAAGGAAUCUCCUUUUCUAGCUUGAUGUAUGUCACUAAACGCAAUAUGGCUAAUGCUGUUGCAAGCAUGACUAAGCAUCUGCAACAAGUGCAGAGCUCUCUUGCCGCUGCUAAAAAGCAAUUAUCACAGCGCAUUCAGCGCGUGGAUGAUAAAUUGGAACAGCAGAAGGAGAUUUCGGUGCAAAUAAAAGAUCAGGUUACUGGUGCAAAGUUGAAAAUCAAGAACAUUGGAUCAGACAUGAAUAAAAUAAAAAAUAUGGUUACGGGCCUGAAUGAGAAGAUAGAUUCAAUUGAAGCAAAACAGAAUUAUUCACGUGUGGCCGUGGAUUAUCUCUGCCAAUUCAUAGAAAAAAGGGUUGACAAGCUGCCGGAACAGCUGGAAGGAUUGCAACAAACAGUAAAGCGUAUAGGAUACAAGAACUCAGAGUUGCCACCGGGGCUGGGGGGGUUCGGGCAACUGCUGUCCACCGAAUCAGCAAACCCUUGCAGUAGAAGAAUGCUUCGAUCAGCAGGCCUGAACUCUGCACGUCUGAUUCUGCCUUGACGGUGAGAGAGAUCAAGCAAUGCAUGGAUGCAUUUACCGACGCCUUGUGAAAUUUUGUACAGGGAAACACCUUGAUUUAGGGAGGCUGGUAGAUUAUCUGUGACUGUUUUUUAGGUGUUAGAUUAGAUGGCGUGUUCCGUCUUUCUAAGGCCUUGUUUAGUUCCAAAAAAUUUUGGGAAAUCGAUACUGUAGCACUUUCGUUUAUAUUUGACAAAUAAUAUCCAAUCAUGAACUAACUAGGCUCAAAAGAUUCGUCUCGUCAAUUUCGACC